UGGCGGGAGCGCGGAGACACACGCUCCGGGGCCGCGCGAGCGCGGUGCUGCGGCACCUGAAGGCGGAGCCAAGCCCCGCAGCCGCGGGCUCGCGGGCGCGAAGCCCCCUCCCCGCGCCCCUCCCGCCGGAGCGUAGACGCGCGUAGGUGCGUGAGGCCGCGUCCACUCAGGAUCUUGCAGGCGUGGGCCCCCAUGGAGCACAUCCGCACGCCCAAGGUCGAAAAUGUCCGCUUGGUAGAUCGAAUAUCUUCUAAAAAAGCAGCCCUCGGUACUUUGUAUUUGACGGCUACUCACGUCAUCUUCGUGGAAAAUGCACCCGACACAAGAAAAGAGACGUGGAUUCUGCACAGCCAGAUUUCCACCAUUGAGAAGCAGGCCACAACAGCUACGGGAUGCCAUCUGCUUAUUCGUUGCAAGAACUUUCAGCUCUUACAGCUCAUCAUACCGCAGGAGAGGGAUUGCCACGACGUGUACAUUUCUCUGCUCCGCCUUGCAAGGCCAGUUAAAUACGAAGAGUUAUACUGCUUUUCAUUCAACCCCAAGCUGGAUAAAGAAGAAAGAGAGCAAGGCUGGAUGCUGAUCGACCUUGGGGAAGAGUACAAGCGCAUGGGCCUCCCUAAUGAUUAUUGGCAGCUCAGUGAUGUGAACAGAGACUACAGAGUUUGCGAUUCAUACCCCACCGAGCUGUACGUUCCCAGACCGGCCACGGCACACAUCAUAGUGGGGAGUUCCAAAUUCCGGAGCAGACGGCGGUUUCCUGCCCUCUCCUACUACUACAAAGAUAACCACGCCUCCAUCUGCCGGAGCAGCCAGCCCCUGUCCGGCUUCAGUGCCCGGUGCCUGGAAGACGAGCAGAUGCUCCAGGCCAUCAGGAAAGCCAACCCAGGGAGUGACUUCAUUUACGUCGUCGACACCCGGCCUAAACUCAAUGCCAUGGCCAACCGUGCUGCCGGGAAAGGCUACGAGAAUGAAGACAAUUACUCCAACAUCAAGUUCCAGUUCAUCGGGAUAGAGAACAUCCAUGUCAUGAGGAACAGUCUGCAGAAAAUGCUGGAAGUGUGCGAACUUAAAUCUCCCUCCAUGAGUGACUUUCUGUGGGGACUGGAGAACUCUGGCUGGUUAAGGCACAUUAAAGCCAUCAUGGAUGCAGGGAUCUUCAUUGCCAAGGCCGUUGCAGAGGAAGGGGCAAGCGUGCUUGUGCACUGUUCUGACGGCUGGGACAGGACCGCGCAGGUGUGCUCGGUGGCCAGCCUCCUGCUGGACUCACACUACCGGACCCUGAAGGGCUUUAUGGUAUUAAUUGAAAAGGACUGGAUUUCCUUUGGCCAUAAGUUCAAUCACAGGUAUGGCAAUCUCGACGGGGAUCCCAAGGAGAUCUCUCCGGUCAUUGACCAGUUCAUUGAGUGUGUCUGGCAGCUAAUGGGGCAAUUUCCCUGUGCCUUUGAGUUCAACGAGCGGUUCCUGAUUCACAUCCAGCAUCACAUUUACUCCUGCCAGUUUGGAAACUUCCUGUGCAACAGCCAAAAGGAGAGACGGGAACUCAAGAUUCAAGAAAGAACGUACUCUCUGUGGGCUCACCUGUGGAAGAACCGGGCCGACUACGUGAACCCCCUCUUCAGAGCCAACCACAGCCAGGCCCAGGGGGCCCUCCGCCUCCCCGCAGCGCCAUGCAACUUCACGUACAAGUUCUGGAGUGGGAUGUACAACCGCUUUGAGAAGGGGCUGCAGCCGCGGCAGUCGGUCACAGACUACCUCCUGGCCGUGAAGGAGGAGAGCCAGCAGCUGGAGGAAGAACUAGAGGCCCUGGAAGAAAGGCUGGAAAAAAUCCAGAAAGUCCAGUUCAAUCGCACCAACGUGAAGAGCGAGCCGCGUGAAGCCAGCAGACACUCAGGGUUUUCCACCUCCGACCAGAGCACCGCCAACACCCCCCAGGACUACAGCGGGAACGUGAAAUCCUUCCCAUCCAGGAGCCCUUCCCAGGGCGACGAGGACUCCGCUCUGAUUCUAACCCAGGACAACCUGAAGAGCUCAGAUCCGGACCUGUCGGCCAAUAGCGACCAGGAGUCCGGGGUGGAGGACCUGAGCUGCCGGUCGCCCAGCGGCGGAGAGUGUGUGCCCAGCGAGGACAGCGGCAAGGACCGCGACUCCGACGAGGCUGUGUUUCUCACAGCCUGAGGCCUCCGUCUGGUGUUCCAGAACAAAGGACAUGCAAAAGACACUUUCCAAAAAUAAGGGAACAGUGCAAUGGAACAUGAAUAAUAACAAGAAAUAGUUCAUGUUAUCGAGAAGUAGAAAAUAUAGCAAAUGAAAGGGGGGGUCCAAUUUAGUUUCUUUAGAUGUUGAAUAACAGGAAGUAGCCAUAGUAAGGAAAUGAUCGCCUUUGGAGAAUCAUUCUAGACUCUGAAAGCUGCACUCGCUGCAGAGCGAUGACCUCUACCGGCCCGGAGGUCACCGUCACCAUCACCAUCACCACCACCGCAUGCGUCUGCUCAGUUCAGCAAGUGCCCUGACCCCUGGCCCACACUCCUGUUACCAUGGUCAGUCUCCCUGAUGUGUAUUUUGUUUCCUGAAACAUCUGAUGUUACCUUCCUUCCUCUGUCAGAAGUAUUUCUAGUAACAGAGGACACUGUUGAGAUGUAUCCUUUUUUGGUUAAUAGAUCUAUUUCUGUUACUGAGGAGUUUUGUUAAGUGCUUAAGCUAUCUUCCAGGUUUCAUGACCACUGUAACUUUUCCAAUUCAAAUAUAGUUUGAAUUGUUAUUAUAAUUUUGUUGCUUUUCUCUGGAAUCUCUUACUCCUUCUCACCAUUUAAAAAAAUGCUAAAACUUAUAACUUACCUU
Messenger RNA from Artibeus jamaicensis (Jamaican fruit-eating bat), 2838 nucleotides. It is a transcript of the gene MTMR7, whose product is annotated as myotubularin related protein 7. Gene Ontology annotation, molecular function: phosphatidylinositol phosphate phosphatase activity. The transcript is spliced from 14 exons. The coding region runs from base 193 to 2175 and encodes 660 amino acids. Gene Ontology annotation, biological process: phosphatidylinositol dephosphorylation. Lineage: Eukaryota; Metazoa; Chordata; Mammalia; Chiroptera; Phyllostomidae. The record is from RefSeq and is a predicted model, not a curated record.